AUGAUGAUACGACGAAUUGAACUUGGAAAUAUAACCGAUGUUACUUUGAUCAACGUGGAUGCACAGCUGGCUGAGGCGCUGCACUCCUUGCCGCGCCAGGCGAGGUUCGUCUCCAGGACGGUCUAUUGGCCGAACAACACGCUGUACAACGACGUUUACGUCAUCCGUUGCGAGGAUUACUUCGCCUUUGCUCAGGGACUGGACUUAGUCAAAAGAGACCCUUUUUGGAAUCCGCGAGCGAAAUUUAUAAUAACGAUCGAGUACAUGAAAGACUAUCUUCAAGAUAUAUCGGAUUACCUGUUACUGAAUCACAUUUACAACGUCGCUCUUGUUGCUUUCUCCCAGGAUCAAAAUUUAUUGGUUUAUUCGUUUGAGAAUCGAUACGACGAAUGUAACCGACCCGUAAUAAAGUUGUUAAAACCGCGGUCCCGUUGUUCUGAAAUUCACAAUACCAACAUCGGCAAAAUAUUUACACAUGAGAAGAAAACUGUACUCCGAGGCUGCCGUGUUCAAUUUGUGUCGCACGACUAUUGGCCUUUCAUAUCGCUGUGCGGAAAGGACGCUAUUGAGAAUUAUUUAUUACAAUUAAUUCGUGACUAUGGCAUCACAGUCGAACUGAUAGAUUAUGGAAACGUUGAAAACUUUGGUGAACGUCUGGACAACUUUACGUUCACGGGCAUGUUACAUGAGAUAGAAACAUACCACGUGGAAGGAGCUCUAGGUGGUUACUCACUAACUCAUAAUCAAAUGUCAAACUUGGAUUUCAUAGAACCUUACAUGGUUAAUCAUUACGAAAUAGUAAUUGCUAGAGCAAAACUGCUUCCCAAGUGGCCUGGAGUCCUCAAACAAUUCGGAAUAGGAGCUUUAUGGGCUAUUUUUGUCAUUUUCUGCGUUAGUUGUGUCACGGUUACGCUCAUGGGAAUAUUCAAAAGGCAUGUGAGAGAUACGAGUCGAGAUAUCCUCAUAGUUUGGGGUUAUUUUAUGAGUAACAUUAGUCAAACGCAGAAAGCUAAAUCAGGACUACCCUAUAGAAUAGUGCUGCUUAAUAUACUUAUGUACGUGUUUAUGAUAUCAUAUGUUAUUCAAGCGUCCUUGCUGAGCGCCACGACGCAUCCCAUCCGAGGAUAUCAGCCCAACGACGCCGAAGAAGUUGUCUCAAAGUACCAAGUGGUUGUCAGUCCCGCGUUUCAUGCUGACUUAUUAAGGAAUCCAGUUAUUAAUUUAAAAAAUGUUAACACAACCUGCAACCGUACUGUAAACUGCAUAAUGCAGGUUAUGGUGAACUCUGAUCAGCGCUUGUACACUCUAGCAUCCGAUAUUUACCACAAGAGUUACACUGGGAAGUUUGCUGAUGAGAACGGUGAGUCGAAGAUCCACACAAUAAGAGAUCCAAUUGGAACGCUUCUGCAAACUAUGUACCUUCGGCGAGGGUCGUCUCUGGCGGCACCCUUCAAUAAACUGCUCGGAAGAGUCCGGUCUGCAGGCUUAAUCGACUGGUUCACCAGUAGACUUCAUUAUUCCGAACGACUUAAACACAAAUUCCACAAAGAAGAGAGCAAGCUCUUAGUGGCAGAGAAGAAAAUCUGGCGGAAGAUUCUGGGGCAUAUCAGAAAUGAAGAUGGAACUUGGAGGCGUAGGAAGAAUAGGGAGCUAGCGGAGCUGGUUGCGGUGCUCAAAGCCACACGACUCCGCUGA
Cydia pomonella (codling moth) is the source of this 1695-nucleotide messenger RNA. RefSeq lists its product as uncharacterized. The transcript has 2 exons. The record is from RefSeq and is a predicted model, not a curated record. The coding region runs from base 1 to 1695 and encodes 564 amino acids. Lineage: Eukaryota; Metazoa; Arthropoda; Insecta; Lepidoptera; Tortricidae.